Molecule: messenger RNA, 630 nt
Organism: Soboliphyme baturini
Lineage: Eukaryota; Metazoa; Nematoda; Enoplea; Dioctophymatida; Soboliphymatidae
Source: the annotation of a GenBank genome assembly
AUGACCAUGAGUCAGGACUCGUAUUCGCAGAAUACUACCUCAACCUCUGAAGAUAUACCAAGGACCUGGCGUUUACCAAAGAAACACGUGACGCGUUUGCACGCACCUCAGUCGGAACCCGCCGCUUCACUGCGCCAUGGGCACAUCGGCACGACUACCGCAGAGAAAGCUCAUGACUCAUCUUCCAGCUCUGAGUUUGAGAAGGCAGUGAAACCAGCUGCCUUUGUUCAGACUACUCCCAAUGUCAUGAAUGAGAACAGCGCUGAUCAGAGAUACUCUUUCGUUUCUGAAGCUGGAGCCGAACAACUUCAGGACCUGAAGCACAACGAAAGGGAGCUGAUGAAACUUCUGGACGACUUUAAUUCGGACAAACUUCAUGCUUUCGACAAAAAAGAAGCGUUGUUGUCGAUGAAGCAGGUGCGAGAAAAGCAGGAGAACCUUGCGUACGUUCACUUCAAGCUAUUUGCAAAGCAGGAACGUUUGGCUCCCCGAACGCCUCAGGACCGACAACUAGCCAGCUCUCAUCUGCAGGAACUCAUCAAUAACCUGCAUGAACUCAGCGAGAUGAUGGGCAAGUUUGGUACCGAUAAUCACAGCGAGAAGAACAUUCCUGAUAACGGAGCUGUGUAG